Messenger RNA from Penicillium macrosclerotiorum, 1572 nucleotides. RefSeq lists its product as uncharacterized. Gene Ontology annotation, cellular component: nucleus. The record is from RefSeq and is a predicted model, not a curated record. Gene Ontology annotation, molecular function: nucleic acid binding. Lineage: Eukaryota; Fungi; Ascomycota; Eurotiomycetes; Eurotiales; Aspergillaceae. The transcript is spliced from 3 exons. The coding region runs from base 1 to 1572 and encodes 523 amino acids.
AUGGAGAAAUUCAAUCGUCUCCAGCUGCUGCUCGAGGAUGAUAUGGGACUCUUUACCCUGGACGCUAAAAUGAACGAACGCCUGAUCGGGUCCUCGCCUACUGGUGGGGUCGACCCCCACACCCAGCGUCAGAUGAGCAGCCAAGUUCCUAUGUCAACGCAGGAGACCACGUCUACGGCUGUAGAGGCCGCUGCUCCGGGGGUGAGCGCGACCUGCUCCACUCUGGUUGUCGAUGACAAGCUCUCCACAGCGUUCUGUCCAGGUCGUGCUCUGGCGCAGUUUCCAUUCAGGUUUCUCUCAAGCAUACCUGAUAUCUCUCGGCAGAUUGCAUCGCACUUUUUCGAUGGUGGAAAAUUCUGGUGCCGUACCUGGGAUCUAUACUACCUAGAAAUCCCCGCGAGUAUAAGCGAGCGCAAGCUUUUACUCAUACCAGCUCUGCAGGCUAAGGCCUUUUUUGAUGAGAUCAACGCUGCACUCAACUGUUCGUUGUCUCUGAUGGGCAAAAAUCAGGAGGGCCUAGUUAUUUAUUUCGACUCGAACGAUGGAACUCCUGUGCCAAAGUUCCUAGGAGUGAGCAAGGAUCGGAAUACAAAGGAUGAACUUGAGAACAGCAUUCCCGCACCGACUUUCAGGGGCCACGGUUGGAUACAGACUUGUGAAGAGGAAAUACUUGACGCGUUUCAAAAGAAGGUCACUGUCGCUGUUUCUGCGGCCUCUAGGAAGAAAGGCUACAGAACCCAGAAGAAGCAGACAGCCCAAAAAUAUGAAAAUGAAAUCAACCUUGUUCGCGGCCUCUAUCAGCUCCAGGCGUACUUUGGGCUCCGGCCUCCACUGGAAGGUAAUUGUUAUUUGAGAGAUCAGUCGCCUCCAGUCAUCACAUCCGAGCCACCUGGGUGGGAAUUCCAGCAUAUGCCUUACUUCAUCAGCGUGGAUGUGGAGUGGAAUGAAAAGAAUGCCAACCAAGUAACUGAAGUGGGACUAUCUCUUCUAGACACCUACGAUCUCCAAGGAAUUGCGCCAGGGCCUCGGGGUGAAAACUGGAUCAAGCACAUCCGCUCCUUCCAUCUUCGUGUCACAGAAUAUCAGCAUCAUGUCAAUUCAGAUUACGUCGCAGGAUGUCCUAGCAAAUUUUUGUUUGGAGAAAGUCAGUUCGUCGACGAUGAUGAUCUCGGAAUCAACACGGAUCAACUGUGUCUCUUUCCAUGGGAAUACAAAGAGCCUCGGGCUGCUCUCAUCCCGCUUGAUCAGAGACCAUUUCGGAAAGCAGUGGUGGUAGGCCAUGAUCCUCACCGAGACCUUGAAGUCCUUUAUUCGCGCAGCAUCGUAUUUGAGCGACUUACACGACCAGGAGGCCAAUUCCUUCUUGAAGUGAUGAAUACUCAGAAACUGUUCCAGCGCCUACGAUGUGAUGUCAGCCCUCGAAGUCUGGGGGCGAUGCUGAAUGAACUGAACAUUCAAGCAGAUUAUCUCCACAACGCCGGUAAUGAUGCGCGAUAUGCGCUUGAGGGUUUGAUUGGGAUUUCACUAGAAGCAGCCGGAGCGAAAGUUGAGGGUGAGGAAAGGACAAAAUGA